GUGGCAGCUCCCAAGGAGUCCAAGAAGGAAGCAAAGGAAAAAAUCACAACUAAACCUGUAAAACCAGAACCCAAAAAGGCUGUAAGCGGGAUUAAAGUAGUCAAAAAGGAGGUUGCGUCCCUCUUGAGGAAGGAGCAUCUUAAUGUUACAAAAGCAGAGGUUCAUCAAGUACCUAAAGUAAAAUCCAAGCCAGAACCUGCAAAGAAAGCAGCGGCUCUUCCCAAGGAACCUAAGAAGGAACCAAAGGAACAAGUCAAACCUAAACCUGUAGAAAAAGACGCUGGACCCAAAAUGGCUGCAAGGGGGAUUAAAGUAGUCAAAAAGGAGGUUGCGUCUCUCUUGAGGAAGGAGCAUCUUAAUGUUACAAAAGCAGACGCUGGACCCAAAAAGGCAGAAAAGGUGACUAAAGAAGUCAAAAAGGAGGUUGCGUCUCUCUUGAAGAAGGAACAUCUUAAUGUUACCAAAGCAGAGUUUCCAGAAGUACCCAAAGUGAAAGCCAAAACAGAACCUGCAAAGAAAGCAGCUGCACCUCCCAAGGAACCUAAGAAGGAACCAAAGGAACAAGUCAAACCUAAACCUGUAGAAAAAGACGCUGGACCCAAAAAGGCUGUAAGCAGGAUUAAAAUAGUCAAAAAGGAGGUUGCGUCUCUCUUGAAGAAGGAGCAUCUUAAUGUUACCAAAGCAGAGGUUCCAGAGGUACCCAAAGUGAAAGCCAAGUCAGAACCUGCAAAGAAAGGUAUUUCUAUGUAG
This is a messenger RNA of Notothenia coriiceps (black rockcod), 750 nucleotides long. RefSeq names its product histone H1E-like. The record is from RefSeq and is a predicted model, not a curated record. The transcript has 10 exons. Bases 292 to 750 code for a protein of 152 amino acids. NCBI's taxonomy places the organism in Eukaryota, Metazoa, Chordata, Actinopteri, Perciformes, Nototheniidae.